Messenger RNA from Ipomoea nil (Japanese morning glory), 5315 nucleotides. RefSeq names its product protein SCAR2-like. The record is from RefSeq and is a predicted model, not a curated record. NCBI's taxonomy places the organism in Eukaryota, Viridiplantae, Streptophyta, Magnoliopsida, Solanales, Convolvulaceae. Gene Ontology annotation, molecular function: Arp2/3 complex binding; protein kinase A regulatory subunit binding. Bases 267 to 4952 code for a protein of 1561 amino acids. Gene Ontology annotation, cellular component: cytoskeleton. The transcript is spliced from 9 exons. Gene Ontology annotation, biological process: actin cytoskeleton organization; positive regulation of Arp2/3 complex-mediated actin nucleation.
AGCGCCACGACGAGCGCUCUGUGAAAGGCCUACGCGUACGGCGUACACCUGGCGUUAGUUAAUCCCACUCCACCGUUAAUACAAAACAAGUAAAAUAAUAAUAAAAGUAUAUUCAUUUAAUUCCAUGCGGCCUUCACCUCACCUCCACUCCGUGACGCAUACAUACGUAUGCACAUUUGGCGGUUGAGCGUCGAAAUGCAGUAGAAGAGGAAGCGCUGAAUUCCUGAGGGAUUGGGAUUAGGGUUUCUGCAGUUGGAUUUUGGAGAAUGCCGCUGAGUAGGUACCGGAUACGGGACGAGUACAGCUUGGCUGAUCCCGAGCUGUACAGAGCCGUCGAUAAGGAUGACUCCGGAGCUCUGCUGGAAGGCGUCGCCAUGGCUGGACUUGUAGGCGUUUUGCGCCAGCUCGGGGACUUGGCCGAUUUUGCUGCUGAGAUAUUCCAUGAUUUGCACGAAGAAGUGAUGGUAACUGCUGCUAGAGGCCAUAGUUUGACAGUCAGAGUUCAACAACUUGAGGAAGAACUCCCAUUAAUUGAAAAGGAAUUUCUUUCACGUACCAAUCAAUCCUCAUUCUUCUACAAUGCUGGCACUGGUUGGCACCCUAAUCUGCCUUUGGACCAAAAUAUGGUUACCAGGGGUGAUUUACCCAGACAUGUGAUGGAAUCUUAUGAAGAAUGCAGGGGCCCACCUCGCUUAUUCCUUCUAGACAAAUUUGAUGUUGCUGGUGCUGGAUCUUGUCUAAAGCGUUAUACUGAUCCAUCAUUUUUUAAAAGGGAAGCAUCGUAUAUCAAAAUUUCUAAUAUAGAUGUUCAGAGAGAAACAAAAGCUCGCAAAGCUAAGCAGAAGAAAGGAUCAAGGAGUAAGAAUGGCAAAACCCCUGAAUUGUUACCCACAUCACAUGCCAAACUCCACCAGUUACUCUUAGAGGAGCGCAAUGAAACUGGAGGUAAGGACUCUGAACAUCAUGUGAAAUUGAAGAGAAGGCUGAAUGGAUUUCCAUUUGACUCAAAAACGGAGAAAAGCUACAUGGAGAAGUUACUAGAAACUCCUUCAGUGGGCCAAAAAACUGUUCAUGAAGUCUUUGUUGAUUCAUUGUCUUUGAAAUUACCAUCAAGGGUUGCUUCUGAAACUGGGCUUGAUAUAGUAGAAAAUAGUGCAGCGAAUGUCAAUGAAGAGGUUGCAGUGAGCAUCAAUGAAGAGGUUACAUGGACAAAUAGAAACACAUCCCCAUCUCCAUCUCAAAGUGAAGACACUAUUGCUCCAAUAUCACCCAAUGAUGCUUUAAAUGAGAUUGCAACCUAUGAUGAAUCCUUAGAGAUCUCCAACCAAAGCCUUAGUGUUGAAGCGGGUUGCACGUUGCCUACAUUUCAUAAUGUGUCAACUGAUGGUGAAAUAUCAGUUGAUGGAGAUAGACAAGAUACUACUAGUGGUUACCAAUCUGAUGAUAUUUCAAGUGAUCUAGACGAUUACAUGGAUGCCCCUACCUCCAUGGAAUCAGAAUUGGAUUCAGAAUCUGAAAUGAAUCCCGAUAAAGAUUUGCAUGUGAAAAGCAGUAAGUUUUCAGCUACAAAUGAUGAACGUCUUCAAUCUGAAUCUUCAGAUUCUCUUUCAAUCCGAAACUCCAUGUUAUCUGAUGAUGAGAAUGGUUCAUCCAAGAAAGAAAUAUCCAGCUUUUUCAAUUCUGGUUCUUCUAGCACUUCUCCUGAAAUGGCUCAUUCGGAAGGUGAAGUUGCUUCCAAAGAUUUUGCCAUUACAGGGAGCCGAGUUCAGAUGUGUGAUUCUCAUCUGCAAACUACUGAUGAUGGAUUUUCAUCUGCCCAGCCCUUAGAAGAUGCUUUUGAUAAUGACACUUGUGCUAAGACAGCUGGAAUUAACAGACAGAGUUCUGACUUUGGUGAAACAAUGACCAGGUCAACUAUUCCAGGUUUAGUUUCUAUAUCAGGAUAUGCUGAUGAAGAAGCAAUCGUGAUAAAAGAUGCUUUGACAGAACCAGUGAGAAAUGAAAUAUUUUCUACUCUUGGUGAAUGUGAGAAUGAUUAUGUCUGUGUUGUAGAAAAUGCAGCUAACCCAUCAGCUCCUAGAACUUCGGAAGUUCAAGGAAGGACAGGUGAAGAUCCCCCAACUAGAGUGUCUGAUGAAAACCAAGAUGAAAUUAUCAACAACCAUGCAACUUCAGCAGUAAAUCCCGACAAUGUUUCUUCCAAUGCUGGAGAUGAUAUACCAAUUCCUUUGUCUACUGGUAAUGAACAUGAGUGCAAUUUAGAUGUGGGCCACCUGAAUCCAAGUAACAAUUUGUCCAUCACAUCUAGCAUCUUUAAUCAUCUUUCUCAAAACAGAGAUGAACUAUUUUCUCCUAAAAAUGGCCUUUUAGACAGGCUAAAUGAUAAGGGGCCCAAUUUUGUUGAGAAUUCAACCUGUUUACAUAAGCUUUCUGAUUCUCCCUCUUCAAAUAAAGAUGAUCAUUCUUCAUCAUCCUCUGUUAUUAGUUAUUCCAGUGAUGGUAAAGAUCAGAAUAUCAGUACUGAUGCUUCACUUCAUGUACCAAACACAUUGGAGGUCUCUUUAGAGGAGUGUGCCAAAAAUUCAUUGCAGAUUGUGUCUGAAGAAGAAAGUGCAGAAACUAAUCACAGUGGUGCAUCAUAUGACAUUCCAGUUUGUUCAAAUCUAUCCAUUACACAAGCAGAGAUCGAAAGUGUUGGUUCAAUUUUAGAAAUUGAAACUGAUAAUGCAAGUUUAAAGUAUAAUGAGAGACUCACUAAUGCAAUUCCAAAUGAUGCUGAACAGAGAGAACUUGAUGUAAUCCAUGUGGUAGAUUGUCCUACAAAUCUUGACUAUGUAGAAACACACAUUCCAGCGGAAGAAGAUGCUUUUCUGCCUCAUGAUUGCGGAGAAAAGGGAAUUUCACAGAUUGGACAGGAAUGUCUUGAUGAGGUUCUGAGUGCAAGAACUGGUGAAACAAUGGACCAUAUUGCCUAUGGAUAUCCUGAAUCAGUGAGUGAGGAACCUGCAGUAUUAAAUGCAACAAUGACUGAAGCAUAUCAAUUGAAUGUUGGAGAUGCAACUGGUUCUGUUGAUAGCACUGAUGAUGUUGUUAAGGUUAAUGCAUCUUCAUAUAUGGACAUCAAAAAGUUCCAAGAUGACUCCAUUUCUUGUUCUGGCCAGUUUACUCAAAACAAAUUGCAGAAUGCAAGUUUAUGCUUUCCAGGUAGUCAUAAGGAGUUAGACAAACUAAAUGUUGGCCACCAUGGAAUAACUUCACCAAUUUCAGACUCAGUUUCACACGAUAUUGCUGGCUACAGUCCUCUUCAGUGCAAUGUGCUUCCGUCAGAUCUUGACAAGGUGACCUGUGUAGCUACUGGGCAAAGUGUUUUAGAAAUGGAACCAAUAUCUUCAUCAGGAAAUAAUCUUACCAAUGUCAUCAGAGAAAGAAUACCGUGUGAAAAUCUGGAUAAGGGCAGCUCUGAUGAUGCUUUGUCUUUGCCAACCCAUCACUGCAUAGAAGAAAAUGUUGAGUUAGCACACAUUCAACUUGAUGGGGGCUUGGUAGGUAAAGGUGAAGCCAAUAAUGAGCUGUCACCUUUACAGGAAAGAACACAAGUCUUAGAAAGAACUGUUGCCACUUCUUCUAGAUUAAUGCCAGAGAGUCUUCCAAGUCAGCCUUUGGUGUCAAAGCUGUCUUCACAUGACAACAACAGUUUGGAUCUUGAUAAAGAUCCCCGAAACUCAUUGACUUGUAUGUCUCCUGGCUUUGCACUGCUUCCAGGGAAUAAUCAAAUCAGUCCUGAGGAAAUUCCUCCAUUGCCUCCUCUCCCUCCAGUUCAAUGGAGAUUGGGGAAAGUUCAACUUGCUUCCCCUGCUCUGGAAAGAAACGUAGCACAGCAUGACACAGGGCUCUUGUCUACUUACCAAUCGAAGAUUGAUCAGACAGUUCAACCUCUGGAACAAAUUUUCCCACCAGUCAUAGCAAAGGAAAGCUCCCCUGACUUCUAUGAAUCUGCAGCUUACAAUAUGGAACAUUCUGGUCCACUGUCCUUGCCUGUUUCACAUGCAGUUCUUGAUGAAAACAGUGACGAUAGUUUCAGUUUUCCAACCACAACACAUUCCACAAAUCCUCACCUUUCUUUUUCAGGACCAGUCAGUGACAACCUACAGACUUCUCUUGUCCAAAAGAAAGGAACUCUGGAUCCUCUCUAUUCAAUCCCACAAGUAAUUUCUGUAGACAAAGCCUCUAUGCUUGAUAUUGGAACAUCACCAGAAGAACUCAUCCAACCUGCACAGCAAGCAGCAGAAGAAACAGUUUUAAAGGUUCAAGAGCUUGAAGAGGGGUAUAAAUGUUCAGAAGGAUAUUUGGCAACAAAUGACAGAAUAAGGCUGCAAGAAAGUUCUGAAGAUUCAGGCUCCACUCAUUCAAAGUCUGUAGAGAAAGAAGAGACUCAAUCCCUAGACCAAGUAGCACCAGAGACGAGCUUGAAUGAAUUGAAGCUCCAAAAACAUGACACAAGUUUAGAGGCAAAUUUCAUCACCACUGACGCCAUACCAUCUGCUCUGACAGUAGAAAAUGAAAAGCCUUUGCAUGCUAUUCGUGAUUCAGAGGUGGAGAUUGUGCAGCCAGCUUUGGAAGAUGGAAUAGUAAAUGGAAGCCAGAAAGUGAAACAUCCCGGAGUUCAAAGCCCUUCUAUUGAGACUGUUGCUGCAUUUGACAGAAGCAGACUGAGGAAAGUGACUGAUCAAGUAAAGAACCAGGCAUGGAAGGUAGAUGAAAGAGAUUCACUAUUGGAACUGAUAAGGACCAAGUCCUUCAAUCUGAGACCAACAGCUGCAGCAAGACCUAAUAUUCAGGGUCCUCAAACCAAUCUCAGAGUUGUUGCCAUUUUAGAGAGAGCAAAAACGAUUCGCCAGGCUUUUGCUGGAAGCGACGAAGAUGACAAUGAAGACAGUUGGAGUGAUUCUUGAAAAACUUUACAACGCAAUAGAUUUGAUAUGUGAAUAUUUGUCAUAAAAGCUCUUUCCUUUCCAUGCCAUUAGCCCUUGCUUGUUUGCAUGGUAAUAUUACUAUGUUUUUCUCUCGAUUCAUCACUACCAUUCUCCUUUUCCUUCUCUCCUACUAUGGAUUAAAAUUUUGAGAUUAUAUAUUGCACCCCCAAUUUGUAAUUAGGUAAACUUAUCUUUGUUGCAUGACUCAGAAGUCAGCGUGAAAGCGUCUUGUUGUCAGUAAAAUUUAGGAGAGUCCUAAGCUAGAUUACCAAUUUUUGUGUGUAAAGUUUGUAUUAAAGGCAUGUUGUAUUUAGUAUGUAGAGGUUCUGCUUUUCCUGUCAA